This is a messenger RNA of Pseudogymnoascus verrucosus, 594 nucleotides long. RefSeq lists its product as uncharacterized. The transcript is spliced from 3 exons. The record is from RefSeq and is a predicted model, not a curated record. Gene Ontology annotation, molecular function: hydrolase activity. The coding region runs from base 1 to 594 and encodes 197 amino acids. NCBI's taxonomy places the organism in Eukaryota, Fungi, Ascomycota, Leotiomycetes, Thelebolales, Thelebolaceae.
AUGGGCGCUAGUACUCGAUCCUUUAUCAACCAGGGCCUCUGGGACACUUUACUAUCGGAUACCGCUGAGGGUGACUUGGUUGUGAUUGAGAUGGGCCACAAUGACGACGUCGGCCUAAGCACUGACACUGCUGACCGUGGGACUCUGCCCGGAAUUGGUGAAGACUCCGUCACCAUCACGACUUCUACGGGUGAAUCUGAGGUUGUCUACUCUUUUGGUCACUACCUACGGAAGAUGAUCAAGGAUGUCCAAGCCGUUGGCGGUAUCCCUAUACUCUCCGGCAUGGUUAACAGAAAUUACUGGGAUGGAACGACUCUUCAAAGCGACUGGCAAUUCGCUAUUUAUGCUCAACAGGUUGCAAAACAAGCUUCUGUCGAGUAUAUUGAUCACACAAAGUAUUCUGUCAAGAAAUGGCAGUCCAUGGGCCCAACGACUGCCAAGACAUACUUCCCAAAUGAUAACACCCACACUAGACCAGCAGGUGCAGUUAUUAAUGCCGAGACGUUUGUUGAAGCCGUUAAGUGUGUAUCUUGUACAUCGCAGCUGCUUCAAUAUUUGAACAGCAAAGGAACCGCUGUUUCUGCAGCAUGUUAG